GUAUAUGGGAGUGGACCCCCUCAAGGAGCGCGGAAGGUUGGCUCCUCAUCUAUCCCCAUAUGACAUCCAUCCUCCGUUGUUAAAGUCCUAAAUGAUACUCUAGUUUUAGAGUUAAUACCAAGAGCAUAUACUAUCAUCAUGCUACUCGACGAUAAUCCCCGCGGGCGGCAGGCUAUCGAUGUCUCGAGCGCAUUCACCGGCAUCGCGCUCAUUACGGUCCUUCUACGUCUAUACACUCGCUUCUUCCUGGUUCGUUGCGCCGGCGUCGAAGAUUACAUGGUUACUUUGGCGAUGAUUUGCUCAAUUGGAUUGACUAUUUGCAUUGGCAUUCAAGCAGAGUAUGGUAUGGGCAGACACAUCGCAGAGCUCAAGCCACAGGACAUGCGACAUACUUUAAAAGCAUUCUGGGCAAGCCUCAUUGUCUACUACCUCUCGCUCGGUCUCACGAAAAGCUCCAUCCUCCUGCAAUACCGCCGAGUUUUCCCCACCAAGAAGUUCCGAAUCGCAUGCUGGGCUACUAUGGGCGUUGUAAUCGCCUACACCAUCUGGACAGUUUUCGGCAGUAUCUUCGCUUGCCUUCCUAUCCGCGCUUUCUGGACGAAAGAACAGCCUUCCAAGUGCAUCAACCAGUUUGCCAUGUGGUUCACGAAUGCAGCGAUCAAUAUUGUCACGGACUUUGCAAUUAUCAUCCUUCCCAUGCCGGUCAUUCGGAGACUAAAUCUCGCGCGAAGACAGAAGCAGGCACUAAUCGGAAUCUUUGCUGUUGGCGGGUUGUAAGUGCAUCUCUACGCUUCUUCUUCCGAUGUUGCAGCUCCAUCAUGCACCACAUUCCGAGGACUAUUCCGAAAC
Molecule: messenger RNA, 849 nt
Organism: Trematosphaeria pertusa
Lineage: Eukaryota; Fungi; Ascomycota; Dothideomycetes; Pleosporales; Trematosphaeriaceae
Exons: 4
Coding region: 139-777 (212 amino acids)
Source: RefSeq, a predicted model, not a curated record